Aspergillus thermomutatus is the source of this 1185-nucleotide messenger RNA. RefSeq names its product cysteine hydrolase family protein. The coding region runs from base 1 to 1185 and encodes 394 amino acids. The record is from RefSeq and is a predicted model, not a curated record. The transcript has 4 exons. Lineage: Eukaryota; Fungi; Ascomycota; Eurotiomycetes; Eurotiales; Aspergillaceae.
AUGGCGGACCCCACCGAUCUGAAUCUCGACGCGCCUAGCGAUCUUCAAGAUAUCCCAGAUAUGUCCAUGCAGCUUUUGCCUCCUCCAGAAGGAACGUAUCCUGAUAAAGCUACCCUCCUUGCAGCAGUGCAAGCUCACAGCAAAGCACAUGGAUACAAUGUUGUGGUCAAGUCAUCCAGUACUCCUACUGAGAAGAAGCCCGGACGGACAGCCAAAGUGUGGCUCCGGUGCGAUCGGGGUGGCCACUAUCGGCCCCGAAACGGGCUCACAGAGGAGACGAGAAAGCGGCGACGAACGUCUCGUUUGAUGGACUGUCCGUUUAUGCUGGUAGCAGCUGGUACUCCUGGCAUCUGGACGUUGACAGUCUUGAACCCAACUCACAACCAUGGGCCUGUUGUCGACAAGCCGCGACCAGUACCGCAGCAUAAGGUCCGAAAGGGCCAGAUUCCAGCGGUUCCCUAUGACUGGCCGCAUGAUGCGACUCUAACACCAUAUACGACUGCUUUAGUCAUUAUCGACAUGCAGAAGGACUUUUGUUCGCCUGGCGGUUACAUGGAAUACCAAGGUUACGACAUCUCGGCUGCGCAGAGUCUCAUACCCAAACUGCAGCAGGUAAUACCCCGAUCACCUUGGUCUGGCGGAGGGCUUCUGAUUGACGUCUGCUUUUCGUUCUACGGUAAAGGUCAUCGGCCAGAUCUCUCAACUCUCUCCAAUAGAGAGGCGUUUCGGUCGCGGAACAAUGCAUCCGGCAUGGGAAUUGGCUCCCAGGGGCCAUUGGGGCGUUUGUUGAUACGCGGUGAAGUCGGACACGACAUCGUCGACGAACUGUAUCCCCUGCCUGAGGAGCCGGUCAUCGACAAGCCGGGUAAAAGUGCGUUUUCUUACACCGACUUUGAGCUCCUUCUUCGAAAUAAAGGCAUCAAGAAUUUGAUCAUUGCAGGCGUCACCACGGAUGUCUGUGUGUCUACGACGAUGCGGGAGGCUAAUGACAAAGGCUUCGACUGCGUCAUCCUGGAGGACUGCACUGCUGCCAGCGAGCCGUCCCUCCAUGUGAGCACGCUCGAGUCCGUCAAGAUGGAAGGCGGCAUCUUUGGUGCCGUCGCCAAAGCGGAGGACGUGAUCCAUGCAGUGGACAAUUUCAAAAACAGUACUGUGAAGAAGCUGGCCCCUCAAAUGACGGUAUGA